GAGCGAGCGAGAGAGACCCUGCGUGACGGGGCGCGAGAGGCGUCCGCGCGCUCCAUGAUGGCGGCUGGGAGGCAGCCGCGGCAGGAGCAGCAGCAGCAGCAGCAGCAGCCGGAGCUCCGGAGCCCCGUGUGGCGGCGGGUGCUGGAGCUGGGUCUUCCGCCCCGUAGCUAAAAGGCAGCGCCCGGGCCCUGCGCAGAUGGGGAGCGGGAGCAGCGGUUGCGAAAGAGGGCGGCGGAGGCGGCAGCAGCAGCGGCUACUACCAGCACCACCACCACCAUCUCCUUCCCAGCAGUUGGAUUAACUAAGUGGCGGCAUAUAUAUUUUUUUUGUUUCCUUCCAUAUUUUAUUUUUUACUUCAUUUUUUUUUAAAAGUUCAAGGGACGGGGCAAAAAAAGGAGGGAAACUCCUCGCCAGCAGCACAGGGGCUUGCGAGGCACCGUCAGACCGGCCGGUCGAGGGGAUGUGGCGGUGGAUCCGACAGCAGCUGGGUUUUGACCCACCUCAUCAAAGUGAUAACCGAACAAUUUAUAUUGCAAAUCGCUUUCCCCAGCAUGGCCAUUACGUUCCUCAGAAGUUUGCAGAGAAUAGAAUAAUUUCUUCUAAGUACACUGUAUAAAAUUUUGUUCCCAAAAAUUUAUUUGAGCAGUUCAGAAGAAUAGCCAACUUUUAUUUUCUUAUUAUAUUUUUGGUUCAGCUUAUGAUAGAUACACCUACAAGUCCAAUUACCAGUGGAUUGCCAUUGUUUUUUGUAAUAACAGUAACAGCCAUAAAGCAGGGAUAUGAAGAUUGGUUGCGGCAUAAAGCAGACAAUGAAGUGAAUGGAGCUCCAGUGUACGUUGUACGUAGCGGUGGCCUUGUUAAAACUAGAUCAAAGAAUAUUCGGGUGGGCGAUAUUGUCAGAGUAGCCAAAGAUGAAACUUUCCCAGUCGAUCUUGUACUUCUGUCCUCUGAUAGACCAGACGGCUCUUGUUAUGUUACUACUGCGAGCUUGGAUGGAGAAACAAAUCUUAAGACACAUGUUGCCGUCCCAGAAACCGCAGUAUUGCAGUCAGUUGCCAAGCUGGACAAACUUGUUGCCGUUAUAGAAUGCCAGCAACCAGAAGCAGAUCUUUACAGAUUUGUUGGACGAAUAACAAUAAGUCAUCAGAUUGAAGAUGUAGUACGACCACUUGGACCUGAAAGUCUCUUACUUCGAGGAGCAAGACUGAAAAACACAAGAGAAAUCUUUGGUGUUGCAGUAUAUACAGGCAUGGAAACAAAGAUGGCAUUAAAUUACAAGAGCAAAUCACAGAAACGAUCAGCAGUUGAAAAGUCUAUGAAUUCCUUUUUGAUUAUCUAUCUAAUAAUCCUCCUUUUUCAAGCCAUCCUAAGUACGAUAUUGAAAUACGCUUGGCAGUCUGAAGAAAAGUUGAAUGAACCUUGGUAUAACCAGCUAACUAACCAUGAAAGAAACAGCAGUAAGAUCCUGAGCUUUAUUUCAGAUUUCCUUGCUUUCAUGGUACUCUACAACUUUAUUAUACCCAUUUCACUCUACGUGACUGUUGAGAUGCAGAAGUUUCUUGGAUCUUUCUUUAUUGGUUGGGACCUUGAUCUCUAUCACGAGGAAACAAAUGAGAAGGCACAAGUCAAUACUUCAGAUCUCAAUGAAGAGCUGGGACAGGUGGAGUAUGUGUUUACAGAUAAAACCGGCACAUUAACUGAAAAUGUGAUGCAGUUUCGAGAGUGUUCCAUUAAUGGCAUCAAGUACCAAGAGAUCAAUGGCAAGCUGGUUCCAGAAGGACUGGUUGAGAGUGCUACAGAUGGAAAACCGCCUAGGCUGAAUCAAGAGGAAGAACUUUUCCUGAAAGCUGUUUGUCUUUGUCAUACAGUGCAAAUUAAUACUGACCAAGCUGAUGGCAUUGCGGACGGUCCUUGGUGUAGUAAUGGCUCCUGUCGGCUGGAGUACUAUGCUUCCUCUCCAGAUGAAAAGGCUUUAGUUGAAGCUGCCUGCAGGGUAGGUGUUGUAUUUACUGGAGCAAGCACAGAAAGUAUGGAGCUUAAAAGCUGUGGAAAGGCUGAAAGGUACAAAUUACUACAUGUUUUGGAGUUCGAUGCAGAUCGCAGAAGAAUGAGUGUAAUUGUAGAAAGUCCAUCAGGUGACAAACUUUUAUUCACCAAAGGAGCAGAAUCUGGUAUUCUUCCUCGCAGUAAAGGUGGAGAAGUGGAAAAAACAAGAAUUCAUGUGGAUGAAUUUGCUUUGAAAGGAUUGAGAACUCUGUGUGUGGCGUACAGGAAAUUCACACCUAAGGAGUAUCAGGAGGUGGAAAAACGUCUUUUUGAGGCCAAAACUGCCUUGCAGCAGAGAGAAGAACGGCUGGCAGAGGUGUACGACUUCAUAGAAAAAGACCUGGACUUACUUGGAGCUACAGGAGUAGAAGACAAACUCCAGGAUAAAGUCCAAGAAACAAUAGAAGGCCUUCGACUGGCAGGCAUCAAAGUGUGGGUGCUGACGGGUGACAAGCAGGAAACGGCUGUCAGUGUCAGCUUGUCAUGUGGCCACUUCCAUAGAACUAUGAAUAUCCUGGAACUUGUGCAGCACAAAUCUGACAGUACAUGUGCAGAGCAGCUGAGACAACUAGCCAGGAGAAUAAAGGAGGACCACGUCAUCCAGCAUGGGCUGGUGGUGGACGGGACCAGCCUCUCCCUUGCACUCAGGCAGCAUGAGAAGCUCUUCAUGGAAGUCUGUAGAAACUGCUCUGCGGUGCUCUGUUGUCGCAUGGCCCCUCUGCAGAAAGCAAAGGUUGUACGACUGCUGAAGACCUCCCCAGAGAAACCUAUCACAUUAGCUAUUGGUGACGGGGCUAAUGAUGUUAGCAUGAUACAGGAAGCUCAUGUUGGUAUAGGUAUCAUGGGCAAAGAAGGAAGACAAGCUGUUAGAAACAGUGACUAUGCAAUAGCAAGGUUUAAAUACCUUUCCAAGUUACUUUUUGUCCAUGGCCAUCUUUACUACAUUAGGAUAGCAACCCUUGUACAGUAUUUUUUUUACAAGAAUGUGUGCUUUAUCACACCACAGUUUUUAUAUCAGUUCUUUUGUUUGUUUUCACAACAAACUCUAUAUGACAGUGUUUACCUGACUUUGUACAACAUUUGUUUCACCUCCCUGCCUGUCCUCAUGUACAGUCUUUUUGAACAGCACAUGCACCCUCAUGUAUUACAUAGCAAGCCAACACUCUAUCGAGAUAUCAGUAAAAAUGCCCACUUGGGCUUUAAACCGUUCCUUUACUGGACCCUUCUGGGAUUUAUUCAUGCCUUUGUGUUCUUCUUUGGCUCAUAUCUUCUGAUGGGAGAAGACACGUCUUUGCUAGGAAAUGGCCAGAUGUUUGGAAAUUGGACCUUUGGUACUCUGGUCUUCACAGUUAUGGUUAUAACAGUUACAAUGAAGAUGGCUUUGGAGACUCAUUUCUGGACUUGGAUAAACCAUUUUGUUACCUGGGGUUCCAUUGUGUUUUAUUUUGUAUUCUCCUUGUUCUACGGUGGAAUUAUCUGGCCAUUUUUGCAUACCCAAGAUAUGUACUUCGUAUUUGUUCAGUUGCUAUCCAGUGGUUCCGCUUGGUUUGCCAUAAUCAUCAUCGUUGUUACUUGUUUGUUUCCUGAUGUUGUGAAAAAAGUACUAUACAGACACCUGAAACCCACAAAUACAGAAAAGGCUCAGCUUAUUGAAACAAGUGGCAGUAUCAACUGCUUGGACUCCAUGUGUUGCUUCUCAGAUGGGGAAACAGCAUGCGCACCUCUUAGAAGAAUGUUGGAGCGAAUAAUGGGAAGAUGCAGCCCGACUCGCGUCACCAGAUCAUGGAGCUCUACGGAACCCUUCUAUACCAACGACCGAAGCAUCUUGACGCUGUCCACAAUGGACUCAGUUACAUGUUGAGACUUUUCUCGAUGGAAAUUCAUGUGUAUAUUCUGACAAUAGGUUAAAAGUGGGUUGAGUCCAUUUCCCUGUUUUAAAAAAAUCUACUGACCCUGCAGAGUCACAUAAGGAACUUUGCUCUACUGAACUGUCUUAGCGUCUCCCAGCUGAUUAAAAGAAGAAUUGAAGGUUAUUCUUUCUUCUGGGUCCCAUACCAACAGCUUGGGUGAAAUUGGUGGCAUUCCUUUUGGAUGUCACUCUGAUACUGCAACCAAGUGGUUGUACUCAAAUAAGGAUUGUCUUCUGUUUGAAGUUCUUGGCUUUUUUAGUCUUGUUUUGGAAAGGCUAUUUAUUGAAGCUUAUUAACAUUGUUCCAGUGGAUACUCUUGGUUUUCCAUGGUCAAGUUGAAGGACAAUACAGUAAAAUCCUUCAAAGCAGGGAGGGUGCAACUGCUCCCAAAUACCCCUAACUUGUGAAGAUAAUCAAGAUAUUAUGAGUUGGCCCCAUGGAGUUGAUAGCUCUCAUAUUUUUAAACAAUGGAAAUUAAUCCUCUUCAUGUAUUUUGUUUGCUAAUCCUGAAAGAUUCUAAACAUGGAAAAUCACAAAGAAGCCAUAACAAAUAAAGUAUAAUCCCAUAUACUUUAUUUGAAAAGGGCAUGUUUUAUUCAUAUCUGAGCUGGGUGUAUGUUGCUGGGUUUUUUUUCCCCUUCAAUAUUUAUUUAUUCAGCAAUACUAUACUGCUCAUGAGAGCACUUAAAAGAUGAUGUUUUGCCUUAAGUUUUUGCAGAGGCUGCAGAAGUCAUGGCCAUGUUUAUGCAUCGUUAAUAUCAAUUGAAGCUUUAUGGGGCUGCACAAUAUAUUGGCUGAGAUCCUGCUGUGUGGUUAUACAAUAUACCUUUUGGAUAUGAAUGGCCAUAAGUUUAAAAAAAUUCUGUAAGCAGUAUUGUUUUGGGGUCAAGUCACACAACACAGUAUACAGCUAAUGUCUAUGGAGAUUUCUUAACAGCGGUGCACUUCCAAAUGCUAUUCCAUUUGUGUAACUAACUGCACAACAAUGGCUAUAUUGUAGUCUAAAAUGUAGUCUAAAUGCAAUGAACAUGUGUGUGUGCAUGACUUGCUCCACCGCCACCAUCUUUUUCUACUCAUUUUGAGUCAGAGUCUGCUUUUGUGCCAGAGGGUGGCAAAUGAACCAGAAAUUCCUAAAAUACCCAGCCACUAUGGCCAGGUAUCCUGAAUGUUGUGGUCCAAAGAAGUAACCUUUUCCAUUUCUGACACCAGACGUGUAACAAAACUAUCCCCACGUCAUCUUACAACCUCUGUUGAACGAUAACAUGCACCAACGCCAUGGCAUUCAACUUUCCCUCUGCAUCUCCCAUUUCACUAGCUGCUGUUUGGAGAGAAUGGGAAAUGGAGUGCAUUGCACAUCUUUUAUCAGACAUUAUUGGUGUGAUGUCGGAUUGCUUGCCCUUGUAAUGUCUGCUUUGGAAAUCCUGUAUCCUCAUCCGCCACACCAUGUCCUCCAAAGGUUUGUUGAGUGUAUGUGGCUGCCUCUACAGUUGAGACAAUCAGGACUCAGAAGUUGUACAUGGAACACCUUGGCCGGUAUUCUGUUUUUAGUCUCAAUUAGAGAAGAGCCUUUAACUCAAGGGAAUGGGCAUUAGUGUUGACUUACUUUUCAGCCAUUCCUCCAAUGAGUCUUCUCUCUCAUUGAGAUUAAUAAAAGGGACCUGGCCAUUUGUGUAGUCCUCUGGGUUGGGCCACAUACACUUGCAAAUUGUAUCACAUGUAGGGAGGUCUCCCAAGUUUUCUUUUUCACAAGUUUGUUUGUUUUGCUGCAUAAGUUAAGAAAGUAACUCAGGAUAGGCUAGUAACACUCCAGAUAUACCAGAGCAUUGCAGGACAGAUCCUGUUUGCCUAAAGUUUGCAAGACGGAGAUUCACAGUGGAUUGUGCCAGUUGUGAUCAGAUGACUACUUUGGCUUCAUUUGCACUUACCAUCACCACCCUGUCUUCAAAUGUCCUUCUUCAAAGUUGUCCAUUCCUUGUAACGUCAUAAAUUACUAGUUCAUCUAUAUAUUGUUGCUGCUUUGCAAGCAAUCUUGUUAGAAAAGGCAUUGGCUUUU
This is a messenger RNA of Pogona vitticeps (central bearded dragon), 6009 nucleotides long. It is a transcript of the gene ATP11B, whose product is annotated as ATPase phospholipid transporting 11B (putative). Lineage: Eukaryota; Metazoa; Chordata; Lepidosauria; Squamata; Agamidae. Gene Ontology annotation, molecular function: magnesium ion binding; ATP hydrolysis activity; ATP binding. Gene Ontology annotation, biological process: phospholipid translocation. Gene Ontology annotation, cellular component: endoplasmic reticulum; plasma membrane; recycling endosome. The record is from RefSeq and is a predicted model, not a curated record.